Messenger RNA from Anopheles aquasalis, 1233 nucleotides. RefSeq names its product fibroin heavy chain. Gene Ontology annotation, molecular function: structural constituent of chitin-based larval cuticle. Gene Ontology annotation, cellular component: chitin-based extracellular matrix. Gene Ontology annotation, biological process: chitin-based cuticle development. Lineage: Eukaryota; Metazoa; Arthropoda; Insecta; Diptera; Culicidae. The record is from RefSeq and is a predicted model, not a curated record.
AUGCGUGGAUUCGUGAUUUUCGCCGCCUGUCUGGCCGUGGCGUCGGCCGACAUUGGACUGAAGCUGCGCCAGGCGGCUGCAUCCGGUGCGAGCAGCAGCUACGACGUCGGCCAGCAGUCGGUGUCGCUGGAUUACGCCCCGACCAUCUACCAGGAUACCGUGGCCGGUGCCGGUGCCUCGGCCGGUGCUAGCGCUAGUGGCCGUUCCGCUGGCUUCGGUGGUGCUGCGUCCGGCGCGUUCGGUGGUGCUGCGUCCGGUGCUGACUACCAGGCCGGUUAUGCCGCGGGACUGCGUGCCGCUGCAUCGUCCGGUGCAUCGGCAGCGGGUGCGUCGGCCGGAGCUGGCGGAUUCUCGACCGGUGCCCGGUUCGGCGGAGGUUCCUCGUUCGGUGGUGCCUCGUCCGGUGCCUUCUCGGGAGCGUCGGCCGGUGGAUUCGGUUCGAGCUUCGGUGGUGCGUCGGCCACGGCGACGGCUGCCGCCGCCAAGACCAACGUCCGCUAUGCUGCCCCGGUGAUCCAGAAGCACUUCUACUACCAUGCCGCACCGGAGGAGCCACAGGCAGCGGCUGAGGCCGAUUCGCUGACCAUCACGCCCCGCAAGCACUACAAGGUGAUCUUCAUCAAGGCACCGACGGUGAGCGCCAACGCCGGUGCUGCGUCCCGUGCUGCCAGCAAGACCGAGGAGAAGACUAUCGUGUACGUGCUCGUCAACAAACCGUCCCAGGCCAAGGCUGGUGCUUACGCGGAUGCCAGCAGCUUCUCGUCCGGCAAGCCGGAGGUUUACUUCAUCAAGUACCAGGGCAAGGAUGCGGCCCAGGCCAUCGCUAACGCUCAGGCUAACUCGUUUGCUGGUGCAGGGGCUGGCGCUGGGGCCGGUUCGUUCGCUGAUGCCGGCGCCGGUGCCGGUUCGUUCGCUGAUGCCGGUGCCUUCGGUGCUGGUGGCGCUGGAGGUUUCGGUGGAGCGGGCGCUGGCUUCUCGGGAGCGAGCGCGAACGCUGGUGCCAGCGCUGGCGCGUCGGCUGCCGAUGGUUUCGACUUUGUUGAUUACGGUUCGGUACGUUCGUCGGGUGUGUCGAGCGCAUCGGCCGGCAGCAGCGGUUACAACGCAGGAUUCACCGCCGGAUACACUGCCGCUACCACCGCCGGUGCCGGUGCCGGUGCCGGGUUCGGUGUUACGCCUUCGUACGAUAGUGUCGCCGUUGGUGCUGCCGGUGCCGGCAGCAUCGUCUACUAA